This is a messenger RNA of Rasamsonia emersonii CBS 393.64, 990 nucleotides long. Its product is annotated as O-methyltransferase family protein. The record is from RefSeq and is a predicted model, not a curated record. The transcript is spliced from 4 exons. Gene Ontology annotation, molecular function: O-methyltransferase activity. NCBI's taxonomy places the organism in Eukaryota, Fungi, Ascomycota, Eurotiomycetes, Eurotiales, Trichocomaceae. Bases 1 to 990 code for a protein of 329 amino acids.
AUGGGCCUCCUCCAGCUGCUGGCCGCAAAGCAAGGCAAGAGCCUGACUGCUGCGGAAUUGGCCAAUGCCUCGGGAUACGAUGAGCUCUUCAUAGCUCGCGUCAUGCGAAUUAUGACCGCGAUUGGCUUCGCCGACGAGACAGGAUACCAAACCUACACAGCAAACGCUAAGACGGUCUGCCAAAGCGAUCCAGGCUCGGCAGGAGGUCUGAUUCUGUCCAAUGAGAUGAUAUACCCAUUAGCAAGCAAAAUGCGACAGUACCUCCGACAAAACAAGCCCUGUAACAUUAGCCAGACGCCCCCGGCAUACGACUUCGCCAUGGGCGAGACCGUCUGGGAGACCCUCAAGAAGGACGCCGAAUGGAAAAAGGGGUUCGACGAUAACAUGACCGCUCGCAACAAAAUGCUGUCGAUCCCCUGGCAUGUAAAGUAUCCGGCCAAAGAGCGGCUAGUCGCUUCGCGGCAAGUCGAUGCAAGGCCUGUUGUUAUCGUCGAUAUCGGCGGCAAUCAGGGUGUCGAUCUGCAGCGUUUUGCCGACAGCUUUCCCGACUUGGACUGUGAACUGAUCCUGCAGGAUCUGCCGGAGACUCUGAAGGGGAUCCCGGGGCCGCUGGAUCCGAGGAUCAAGCCUACAGUGUACGAUUUCUUUACUGAGCAGCCUGUGAAGGGAGCCGAUAUCUACUACCUCAAAUCCGUCCUCCACGACUGGGACGACAUCGCCGCCCGAAAGAUCCUUUCCAACACCGCCAAAGCAAUGGCGCCUCACUCGCGCCUCCUGAUCAACGAGAUAGUCCUCGCAGACACGAACGAGACUCUCGUGAGGGCAGACAUGGACAUGCUGAUGCUGUUCCUGUCCAACGGCAUGGAGCGGACGUAUACGCAGUGGAAGGAGUUGUUGGCCAGGGUGGAGCCGCCUUUGAGGCUCGUGGAGGUCUGGUCGGUGCCGGUGGAUCAGCAGAGUGUUAUUGAGGCUUGUCUUGCGAGUAGAUGA